AUGUCCAAACCAGUGGCGGUAGUAACAGGUGCAGGCUCAGGCAUCGGCCUGGCCGUAGCAACGCACCUUCAUAGCAAAGGCUUCCGCGUGGUCAUCGCAGAGCUCAAUCCUACUACUGGCGCCGAAGCCGCCAAAAAGCUCGGUGACAAUGCGACUUUCAUCCAGGUCGAUGUCGCCUCGUACCCAUCACAAGCACGCCUGUUCAAACAAGCCUACGAAUGGGGUGGCAAUCGCCUCGAUUUCUUCCAUGCAAACGCUGGCAUCGACGACAGACAGAUGCUGUAUGAUGGAACGGAGAAAGAGGAGGUGGACGCGGAGGGCCUAGUCAAACCCCUGAACACCAAGAGCAUGCAAGUUAAUCUCGAGGCAGUGAUCCAGGGACUGUGGUUGUUCAAGUACUACGUAAGGCGAAGCAAAGAGGCCGGUGGAGGAAAGGGAAAGUUUGUGGCAACGAGUUCGGCGGCGGGAUUAUACUUCAUGACACAAAACCCACAAUAUACUGCCUCCAAGUACGGUAUCGUGGGUUUGGUCCGCGCAGCCGGGCCAAUCCUCGUCAAAGAAGGCAUUACUGUCAACGCAAUCUGCCCGGCCUUCAUCCCAACGGGCCUCUGUCCGCCCGAGAUCCUGCCGCUCUGGCCGAAGGAGCACAUCACGCCCAUGGCUACGGCAUUGAAAGCCAUCGAUGCAAUAUUGGCAGACGACACCCUUACGGCUGAAACGAUCGAGCUGUCGCAGGAGAACAUUUACUUCAGGAAAUGCGUGGACUGGGUGAAUGAGAGUCAGAGAUGGAUAGGUGAGGAGAGCCAGAGCAUCUGGGACUUGGGAUACCAAAAAGUGCCGGAGAGACCGAACUUUGAAUGA
Messenger RNA from Didymosphaeria variabile, 861 nucleotides. RefSeq lists its product as uncharacterized. The record is from RefSeq and is a predicted model, not a curated record. Gene Ontology annotation, molecular function: oxidoreductase activity, acting on the CH-OH group of donors, NAD or NADP as acceptor. Bases 1 to 861 code for a protein of 286 amino acids. Lineage: Eukaryota; Fungi; Ascomycota; Dothideomycetes; Pleosporales; Didymosphaeriaceae. The transcript is spliced from 2 exons. Gene Ontology annotation, cellular component: cytoplasm.